Messenger RNA from Daphnia carinata, 1019 nucleotides. RefSeq lists its product as uncharacterized. The transcript has 6 exons. Bases 97 to 603 code for a protein of 168 amino acids. NCBI's taxonomy places the organism in Eukaryota, Metazoa, Arthropoda, Branchiopoda, Diplostraca, Daphniidae. The record is from RefSeq and is a predicted model, not a curated record.
UAUUCUGCGUUGUUUAAAAACCAAACGAGUCAAACGGUAGGGCGGGUCCAUUUUUAUUUAUCUUACGGAAAAAGAUAAUUUUAUUCACAUCUCAUAAUGCCGUCCAUAUCAUCAUGCUGGUCUCCUUGUUUUUGGCACAUGAAUGUGCGAGAAGGCACCUUUGCUGUUGCAUUUUACACAACGUUCUUUCCAAUAGUUAUCAUAGCAUAUACAGCCUAUGUGAUGCGUGGAGGUGAUUCUUCACAGUUUUAUUUGCCCUACUUUGAAGCGGAUGUAAAAGACACGAUGCAGUCCGGUGGAGCAAUAGUGAUACUGUUUUGCCUGAUAUUUAUCAUCUGCUCUGGAAUGUUAGUGCAAGGUGUUAGAAAAGAGUACAGAGGUCUUUUCUUUCCUUGGAUGAUUUGCAUGACACUUGUUGUUCUAUUUCAAGCUGUUUACGGUCUAUGGAUCAUCAUCGGUUACUACAUUCUAUGGAAUGUAUUUGUCUCAAUCUGCAAUUGGUUUUGGAUGGCUGCCAAUAUGUAUUUCUUCCUGUGUGUAUGGAGCCAGUACGAGAUCGUGACAGAAGUGCAGGCCCGCCACAUUGAGCUGCUCUACCCGUAAAAAUGUAUACGACGUGUUCUUCUCUCCUUUUUCUCUUUAUUACCAAGAGGUAGAUCCGUUUGGUAUGUUGUUGUAGCAGCUCCAACUGAGGCCAAAAGAAAAAAAGUAAUCUCGGCCCAUAAUCUCGACCCUUAAAUCUCAUGCAACAUUUAUAUCACCGUCGCUGUCAAUUGCAAUGAUUGUGCCUUUAAAACAGGCCCCGGAAUCGGGUCCUGAAUGCAGCAGCAACAUCGUUAUCACGUGAGCAGAUCCUUUUGACCCUUGUUUUCCUUUUUUUUUUCAUCUCCCUAUUGGACACUUUUUUUUUUUUUUUUUAAAUUCUCUCACGACUCUUUUCUACCACCUCUUAACAACUCCGUCCAUUCCCUGAUGUCAUUCCAAACCAGAAGAAAUUUGAAUACAUGGCUUUUAUAAAG